Sporothrix brasiliensis 5110 is the source of this 1182-nucleotide messenger RNA. RefSeq names its product uracil-5-carboxylate decarboxylase. The record is from RefSeq and is a predicted model, not a curated record. Gene Ontology annotation, molecular function: hydrolase activity; carboxy-lyase activity. Gene Ontology annotation, cellular component: cytoplasm; cytosol. Lineage: Eukaryota; Fungi; Ascomycota; Sordariomycetes; Ophiostomatales; Ophiostomataceae. Gene Ontology annotation, biological process: secondary metabolic process. The transcript has a single exon. The coding region runs from base 1 to 1182 and encodes 393 amino acids.
AUGUCGUCCAAAACACCCGUCGUGGACGUCCACACCCACAUGUACCCCCCAGAGUAUAUCCAGAUCCUCGAAUCCCGCAACGACAUCCCCAUUGUGCGCUCGUUUCCGGGCACGCCCGACCCGCGCAUCGUCCUGCUGUCGACCGAGGUGACGCCCCUCAAGGAGGCCGAAGCUGCCGCCGCGCGAGGCGAGGCACAGACCGUAUCGUCGCUGCCGGGCCGGCCGCUGACGAGCCACUACGCCUCUGUUGCCCAGAAGCUCCACUUUAUGGACACGCACGGCAUUGACGUGUCUGUGCUGUCGCUCGCCAACCCAUGGCUCGAUUUCGUUGACAGCGACCAGGCCGGGGGACUCGCUGCCUCCGUCAACGCAGGCUUCUCGGCCAUGUGCAAGGCACACCCGGGCCGCCUGUUCUUCUUCGCGGCGCUGCCUGUCACGGCGCCGGCGCCCGUGCUGCUCCAGACCAUCGCCGACGUCGCCACGCUGCCCUACUGCCGCGGUGUUAUUUUGGGCACAGGCGGCCUGGGCCAGGGACUCGAUGACCCGGCCAUGGAGCCCGUUCUGGCCGCGCUGGCCGAGGCGGGGCUCGUGGUCUUCUUGCACCCGCACUACGGCCUGCCCGGCGAGGUGUGGGGCCCGCGUGGCGGCACGACCGGCGAGUACGGCCAUGUGCUGCCGCUGGCGCUCGGCUUCCCCAUGGAGACGACCAUCGCCGUGACGCGGCUCUUCCUGGCAGGCGUCUUCGACCGCCUGCCGAAGCUGCGUCUCCUGCUGGCCCACAGCGGCGGCACACUGCCGUUCCUGGCCGGCCGCAUCGACUCGUGCGUGCGUCACGACGCGCACCUGUGGAAGGCCGCCAAAACGCGCCGCAGCAUCUGGGAUGUGCUGCACGAGCAGGUGUACCUGGAUGCCGUCGUGUACUCGGACGUCGGCCUGCAGGCGGCCAUUGCGGCGUCGGGCGGUGCCAACAGCGGCGGGCUGGACCGGUUGCUGUUUGGCACGGACCACCCCUUCUUCCCGCCGCUCGACAGCGAUGAGCAGGGCCAGUGGGAGAGUGUCAGCAUGAACGCCGACGCGGUCAAGAACGCCCUGGGCGACGGCAGUGAGGCGGCCGCUGCCGUCAUGGGUGGCAACGCCAUGCGCAUCCUCCGCCUGUACAAGGAGGUUGCGGAGAAGGCGUAA